CUGAAUGUAUAUUUUUUCUAAUAAACGCAUAAUAAUCUGAUUAUGGGUGGGUACGGGGUGAUGGCAGAUGGCGAGUCUCUGGAUUAUUCAGUGCACGAAGCCUGGAACGAGGCCACUAAUGUUUACCUGCUGGUGAUUUUGGUCAGCUUCGCCCUGCUUAUGUACGCCAGAAAAAAUAAGAGGAAGAUUAUGCGUAUAUUCACUCUGCCGCCAACAGUGGCCAGCUCCUCAGAGCCCAGUUUCUACGACAGUCUGCAGAAAGUCCGGCUGAGACAACAGCUGGAGAUGUAUUCAUUGGCUCGUAAAUAUGAUCAGCAGCAGCAGUCGGAUAGUGUGCAGCUGUCAAUGGAGUGAGCUCACCAGAGGAGGCGCUCUUCACCCACUAUUGCUGCAGAGAAGCGGGUUGCUGGAGAAUUCAUGUACUGGGGACAAAUUGCUGAAUGUUAUUUUUAUUUGAAGAGCCUUUCUUUUUAUUCUCAUCAGUCACACCUCUCAAACAUUCAGAAGUCGGCAUUUUUAGAACUUGUGAUAUGAUUUUCCUUCGAGGGCAUGGGUGGACUGUGAAACAGACUGCCCUCUGGUGUUGGAAGUGAAAUAUUAGGGCUG
Sinocyclocheilus anshuiensis is the source of this 606-nucleotide messenger RNA. RefSeq names its product small integral membrane protein 19-like. Lineage: Eukaryota; Metazoa; Chordata; Actinopteri; Cypriniformes; Cyprinidae. The record is from RefSeq and is a predicted model, not a curated record. The transcript is spliced from 3 exons. Bases 43 to 354 code for a protein of 103 amino acids.